Molecule: messenger RNA, 701 nt
Organism: Temnothorax curvispinosus
Lineage: Eukaryota; Metazoa; Arthropoda; Insecta; Hymenoptera; Formicidae
Exons: 3
Coding region: 84-695 (203 amino acids)
Source: RefSeq, a predicted model, not a curated record
UAUCGCAUAUAAAAAGUCGGUUUAUUGUAUAUGCAUUCGCCGUUCUGAGACGCGCUGAGAAUUACUUGUGUGACAAUUGCGUUAUGACAAUUAUGUGCCUGUCAAUAUUGUGGACCACCCUGGUGGUGGCCGGUGUCCAAGCGUAUUCUUCAGAACAAUCUUCGGCAGAAGAGAACGCAAAACCGGUCAUCGAGAAUAAAAACGUAAACAAGAAUGUGAACAUCAUCGUGAACGUGGACCCGCAGGAAGUGGCUCAGGAAUUGUGGAAGAUAAUAGACGCUCGCUUAAACAACAAUACGAAUCACAUUACCAGCUCGCAGAGCAUAAUGAAGGAUCUCGAGGACGCUAUAACACCUCUCGUGUCACCCAGCAGAAGAGGUAUACCCCCGUCCGCGUUCCAAGUGGCAGACCAGCUCGAUAAAAUCACCCGAAGGGCGCUCACCAGAGACGCACCAAGCAUGAAUAUGUUAGACGAAGAAAUCAUGACGAGGGACAUCGUGGCGGACAUGAUGGCCUCCCUGAAGAUAAUUCUGUCGAAAGAUACCCAGGUGAAGACCGACAAGAAAGAUACAUCCGGUAGAAGGAUGAUGCAACGUCCUGUCACGACAACAAUGUCGUACGACGAUGAACUGAAUGAUUACGCGAACAUCAGAAUCAAGAUUCGUAGAAAGGAUAUUCUCGAUGCUAUUUAUUAGCUCGCG